Molecule: messenger RNA, 2957 nt
Organism: Haliotis rubra (blacklip abalone)
Lineage: Eukaryota; Metazoa; Mollusca; Gastropoda; Lepetellida; Haliotidae
Product: protein smg8-like
Exons: 22
Coding region: 184-2748 (854 amino acids)
Biological process (GO): nuclear-transcribed mRNA catabolic process, nonsense-mediated decay
Source: RefSeq, a predicted model, not a curated record
CCUCCCUUUGAUUAUAAACCGAAAUGGCUGCCUUCUUGAAUGUCUUUUCUUUUCCACCAAAUUUUGACAUUCAGACUCUUCCAAACAGAGACAGAAAAGUAUGUGUUGUCUCUAUCAUUGGAAAAAGUCGUCUCAAUGGAUUUGCAACGAAAGCUUCAAUAUUAAACCCAAUCCUGGAGAGAGAUGUAUUUAUGGGAGGAGACAGCUACAUUGGUGGCAUGGUGGACAAGGGGGAGAUUGAGUGUUUCUUUGACAGCUGACACCCAAGUAGUGUAUCUCCACCAUAAGUCUCUUGGUGACACACACAGCCUCGUGGAGCGAUGUCAGAAGAUACUCAAUAACAAAACAGAGGAUAUUGUUACCUUGUGGGAAGAUGAAGAUUUUAAAUAUGCCAAGACAAUUCUUCUACUCCUGAAUAUUUCCCACAUUGUGGUGUUGUGUCACCCAGGCAACACGUUUGACAUCAGCUACGUGAAGCUGUUCAGGAGUCUGGAUGCUGUCAGAAUGAAGCUGCAGACCUUCAUGACAGAAACCCUUCAAGGACUGUCUAUAUCUAAGGACUGGUUGAUAGGAGCUCGACCUUGUUCUCCUCGACUGCUGUUCUAUUUUGACACACCGACUUUUGAGAUGGCCCCUGAUGACAUUGACACAGGAAAACCCAGGGCUUUGAAAAAUCCACCGCUUAAGAGACUUGUGCACAAUAUUGAAGACCAGAUUUACAGAAUUCUGAGAAAGUCAAGAAUAAUCACAAAUAUCAGCAACAACUCGCUGUUCGCUGUGCCUGCCAACCAGGAGUUUGUGUAUGUGAACAGCCGACCGAAUGAAGCCACCGAUCCCAUCACAGUAUUCCUGCAGAAUCUCCGCAUCAACUCUGCUGUUGCCAAAGAUUCAGAAUCCCCACGCAGUCGGAGCUACGCGACCAAUCGGCGCUCAAACCAGGCAUCAGGGGAUACUCAGAGAACGUCAGUGACAAUGUUUAGUCGCCCUGAGAACAGCUUCAAGGAGUUCCUGUGGCAGCACAUUGACCAGGCUUUCACCAAGGGCUUUGAUGAUAAUGUCGGUAGAAACCCAGUCCCUGCAGUGUUUGAGAUGGCCAGCAGUGAGACGUGGUUUGCCGUGGCUAUUCGGCUGUACAAGUUUUUCUUCUCUGACUCACCUGAAGGAAAAGUUGCUACCCACCCCACACUCAGGUCCCUGCUGGAGACGGAUGUCAGGUUCUCAGAAAACCGAUGCUCCAAGAUCUUGCCACUAGCUGAGAAUGCCUACCAGCAAGACUUGCCCCAACACUACAUCACCACCUACCAUCUGUCUAAGCUGGCUCAAGCAAAGCGAGUGUUUGCCCAAUUUGCAAGGGGUCCUGCGUUUGACAAGUACAUGGUUCAGCUGGAGGAGGCCUGUGAAACGUGGUGGAAGUCGGGACACCAGCAGUGUGAGGCUGUCAGUCUCACUGGGAAUCUGUGUAUGAACCCUCUGCACCGACUGCUAAACGAGGAGGAGACUGAUUCCAACAAACUGCUCCCUGUGUCCAGCCACUCCAGCCAGCUCAAGUCCAAGGCGGCCUGCAACUGUGGCCAGACUCAGGCCGACAAAGACGACCCGUUUGACCACAUGUAUGCCAACUUUGAGUUUUACAAAGCUUUGGAGGAAACAUGUUGCAGCAAGCUGGAGCACAUGGACUUCCCCGUCUUCAAACCAAGCACCAGUGAGGUCAGAGCAGGUCAAGUGACCCCAGUGACGGCCAAGGCUCCUCACCUGAAGACAGCGCUGAGGGAGAGUCUGAAGUCCGAGGGGACAGGAUCAGGUCUCACUAACCUCAGUCUGGCUCUCAGCUUAGGUCAGUCAGGGGGAAGUGACCUUACAUAUGGUCAUCGGAGUGAGUCGAGUCUGAACCCGGAAAACAGUCAACAGGGUGAGCCUGGCCAACAGACAGAGACCACUGAACCAGAGCAGGUCCAGCAUCCAGCUACCGCAGAGCUGAAAAUCAGUAACAGUGCAACAAGACAGCACUCUACCACUGAGUACCUGCCUGGGAUGAUUCACUCCGACUCCCCGUCUGGACUCCUCCCCAAGUUCUGUUCCUGGUCCUUAUGUAGUCACGGACCAUCCAGCCUGUACAUGCACACACAAGGUCUGGACCUGCCAGGCUUCCUACAAGGGAGCAACUUCCUGCUGCCCUGGGACAUCACGGUCCGCACAGAGAAGGAGAAAUGGCCAACAGUCGGCGAGACAGCUGGGAAGAAGGCACGACAAAGGCGGCUUCCUAUCAAGGAGGUAGGGGAAGUAACUCUCCGAGUAUUCCUGGGUAAUGAGUACGAGUGUCCUCGAGGUCACCGUUUCUUCUGCAGUGGUCCAGAGAAGAUAAUAAAGGUUUCGAGCACCAGCACUGUGAAGGACAAUGCCAACAAGCUUCUGACCAUGGACAUGCCUCUCUACUGCCCCUGUCACUGCAGGAGUGCCAAGGGUUACAUGGCGCAGCUGAUGCGGAUAUUUGUGGUGACUCCAGACGGACCAAUCAGAGUUCAGCUGAAGCCUCAAAUACAGCCUGCGCCAGGGUCGUGUCCUCUGUUCUAUCCCGGCAAUGAUGAGUCCAUGACCUUACCACCUGGACAGAUCUGGGUGCUCCGCUUGCCUCAUGUAUUCCUUGGUGACCAGGGUGUGUACAGCAUGCCCUCUGACCCCCAGCAGAUUUCACUGUGUCACAUAAAGAAGGGUCUGUUCCAGUACAAGGAGGUGUCGGCAGAUGGUUGACUGCAGUAGCAGCACCCCGGAUGUGGUCUGGAAUCAAGUCUCGUGGUCAACAUGUCUUUGUUGUGAUGUCAGCUGAUGUUCAUGUUUUGUUGCAAUGCAUAUGGGUUUCUGACUUGAUCCAUUGCUGCCACAAAAGGUCCCUAAUAUCAGGGUCGUGACUUGCCAUCAUGGUGUCAGUUGUCCUCUCACUGUUGCAAGCCUCCUGGGCA